Molecule: messenger RNA, 1785 nt
Organism: Colletotrichum paranaense
Lineage: Eukaryota; Fungi; Ascomycota; Sordariomycetes; Glomerellales; Glomerellaceae
Exons: 3
Coding region: 1-1785 (594 amino acids)
Source: RefSeq, a predicted model, not a curated record
AUGGAACUGGCGCUAAUGGAUAUACGAGUAUACUGUUAUUACUCCUAUCUUCCGCAGACCUCCGCUCAUUCCGAGAACAGGCCUGCUGCAACCUGGAUUGACUUCUUCCACAAAGUCGGACUGGACAGAAUAGACCCUCGAGACGACUUGGGUAGACGGAAAGUCACUGCUGACUACCUACCCAGCGACCUCGUGGCCGCUCCUGCGUACGCGCAGAUUGGGGUUAUUGUCACAGCCGCUUCAACAACACCGGGUUGGGCGAAGUGGCCCACCGAUCCAUCGUCAAAUUUUCCUGUGAUCUUUGGUUACGGAUUUCAGUUUGACUUCCGUCAACACCCAAUACUUGGUGUUCUUGGAGCCUAUUCGCAGUACAGCAAAAGACAGCAAGAUCAAGACGAUUCUCGCAACAUCCCCGGUAUCUUUGGACUCCAGUGGCUGUACGACAAGACCAAGGCGGCCAUAAAGGCCGACCGGCAAUCUCUUUUUAAUACCAGGCCCGACGACCCAUUGAGUGUCAUCAAUCUGAGCACCAGCCAUCACCGCGUCGAGGUAUUAAGAUACAUGCUCAAAUUGUCCAAGGAGGAUAUGCAUUCCAGAGCACAGGGUGCCUUCAUGUUGGACUAUGGAGGCCUCUCCCACGAACAAUACAUGCCCAUUGUCGGGCUGUUCCUAGCUUCCACACCACGAUAUGUGCCUACGUUAUUCCCUACGGACUUGCUGAGCAAAAGGCCUCCUCUUACGCUUCUCGCUUUGAAUGGACACUUCUGGACGAAUGUCACAAGAGAAAGCGUCAAAGGAGACGACAUGUCUGAUUGGCCUAUGUCGCUUCAGACCUCGGACUGGGACCAAAACGUCAUUCAAUGGGUCAAUGAUGGGAUGGAUAAAUUGGGAAGGGUCAAAGGUGAAACCCUCGAGGCAGUUUUCAAGGAGACUAAACGAUCAAUCAUCCACCGCUUGCAGUGUCAGGGAGUGGGCGCAACGAAGCCAGCUGUUGGCCUCAAGGUUGUACUUCAUCUAUGCAUGAAGCUGCUUCACAACGACAAGACCUUUCGAACCUGGUUUUCCAAAUAUCAUCCAGCAGUCGCGGCAUACUUGAGACACAUCAUUCAUCUGCAACUCCAACUGCUGGAUCGCUGGUUCCUGAACUCCAACCAUAACACAUCCUCCACUCAGUCUCGCGCAAUCCGCAUUUGCAACACGACUCUCGCGUUGACGCUAGCGGAUGAGAAGGCACCAAAGAAAGAUGAUUCAACCAGUCCAGUUCCUGAUGAACUGGACCAGACUGUCUGGCAUAUCCACUCUAACACGCUCGAAUGGAUCGAAGACUUGAUGAACUCCAUUGGCCUCACUCCGGAGACUCUCGAGAGCACAAGAAGCGACUGGGAACCAGAAAAGAGCUUUGAUGUCAAGAACCACUCAAUCCAGAACACUGGGACUCAAGAAGAAGACUCUGAUGAGGUCUUGGUACCCUUGGCUGCACAGAUGAAGCCGCGCGAUAAAGAUCUGAAGUACCUUGCAGGCGCUCAUUACAACAAGAAGUGGGAGCUGUUGAAUACUCAUCAGAUGUUGGACAGGUUGGACAAGGUGGCCUCAUCCAGGGCCGACAGCUCCUAUCGGAAACGGCGAUUCCAGCAACGUGAUGGAGGAGAUGUGGCAAAUGAAAAGACAACUGACGAUAUGAUCAUAUUCCGCUGUAUUCUUAUAGCAUUACUUUUUCAGACAGCCCCAGAUAACGCAGCGCUCAUCAAGUCGGGGGUUUGGGAACAGGUUGUGGCUAUUGUCUAG